AUGGAGGACAAUUGAAUAUUGUUUGCCGCCGAACUGAGGCGUCAUUGUCAAAGACUUAUGGUUGUGUUGUGAUUUUUGUUGACAUUUGAAUAUUUGUGUGUUCUAGACUUUACGUAACACUUACCGGAUCGGCGGAGGGGGCAUUGGUUAAUUGUUGUUGCGUCAAUUUGAUUUGAAUGUCAGAUUUCAUCGCAUGCUGUAUUCUCGUGUUGUUGUCAAAUAAGAGAGAGCGAAGAGGACGGAGGAGCACUAAUAUAUUUGUUAGUAAUACCAAUUGAGACGGUAACCUCAUAUGUGUGGAGAACAAUACAAAUGAAUUUAAGGCAAUAAACAGCAAACACAGCAGCCGCACUCAUCCUAAUUUGUUUGGAUCGAUUUGAUUUGCUCAUUGCUGGCUGCCAGUCACAUCUGACGAUUUCGUUGUUACGCUGCUCCAUGCCGACACAGUAUAUAUGGCUUCCAAUGCUAAGGUUGGCGAAAUUGUACUCGUAAUUGCUGUAUCCGUAUUUCUGUACUAUUUCUUUUGGGUAUCAAUUCUGCCGUUUAUGCUCAUUGACGAAGGCAAUCUGAUACAUUCGUUCUUUCCCCCAUUGGAAUACGCAUUCAUACUACCGGCUAUAUUUGGAGUCCUCUUUUUGGGUGGCAUAGCUGUAUUCUCAUUGUAUCACAUUUGGGAUUUUAUACGAACAAAAACGGUAUAA
Messenger RNA from Musca domestica (house fly), 701 nucleotides. RefSeq lists its product as uncharacterized. The transcript has 3 exons. The record is from RefSeq and is a predicted model, not a curated record. Lineage: Eukaryota; Metazoa; Arthropoda; Insecta; Diptera; Muscidae. Gene Ontology annotation, biological process: GPI anchor biosynthetic process. Gene Ontology annotation, cellular component: endoplasmic reticulum membrane; dolichol-phosphate-mannose synthase complex. Bases 453 to 701 code for a protein of 82 amino acids. Gene Ontology annotation, molecular function: enzyme regulator activity.